AGGGGGCGUGGCUUCUCCGGCGUAGUAGCCCCCGCCGCCGCCGGCGUGAGGUGGGGCCAAGAGACGAGCCCGGAGCUCCGAGGGAGAACGAACGAGCGACGAGCGGGGUCGGCCUGGCUUGGGAGUCGCCGCUGCCGCUGCGGUCAUGUUUCCUCUCAAGCCCCCCAAGGCCACCUUCAAGUCGUACCUCUUGCCUCAGACUGAAGACAAGAUAGCACCGGAGCCUAGACUUAAAAAAUUGGAGCCAGUUCUUUUGCCAGGUGAAAUUGUGGUGAAUGAAGUGAACUUUGUGAGGAAAUGCAUUGCAACAAAUACAAGUCAGUAUGAUUUGUGGGGAAAGCUGGUUUGCAGCAACUUCAAGAUAUCCUUCAUUACAGAUGAUCCUCUGCCACUUCAGAAAUUCCAUUACAGGAACCUUCUCCUGGGAGAACAUGAUGUUGCUCUAACAUGCAUUGAGCAGAUAGUGACAGUAAAUGACACAAAGAGGAAACAGAAAGUUCUCGGCCCCAACCAAAAGCUUAAAUUUAACCCAACAGAAUUAAUAAUUUACUGCAAAGACUUUCGUAUCGUCAGAUUUCGUUUUGAUGAAGCAGGACCCGAAAGUGCAAAAAAGGUGUGCCUUGCAAUAGCUCACUAUUCCCAGCCAGCAGAUCUUCAGCUCCUCUUUGCAUUUGAAUAUGUGAGCAAGAAAUACCAUAAUCCAGCAAAAAAAGUGAAUGGAAUAGAUCCUGGAGGAGGAGGUGGUGGCAGCCAGCUGACUCCAUUGUUUGAGACCUACUCUGACUGGGAUAGAGAGAUCAAGAGAACAGGAGCAUCAGAAUGGCGUGUAUGUUCAGUGAAUGAAGGCUACAUGAUAUCUACCUGUCUUCCAGAAUACUUUGUUGUGCCAUCAUCUUUGGCAGAUCAAGAUCUCAAGCAGUACUCCUACUCCUUCACUGGAAGACGGAUGCCAAUGUGGUGCUGGAAUCACUCCAAUGGAAGCGCACUUGUGAGAAUGGCCAGCAUUAAAGACCAGUUGCAACAACGAAAAAUAGACCAACGGAUUUGCAAUGCUGUCACUAGAAGCCAUCCACAAAGAAGUGAUGUUUACAAAUCUGAUUUGGACAAGAGUCUGCCAAAUAUCCAAGAAAUCCAGGCUGCCUUUCUCAAACUCAAGCAAUUGUGUGUCAAUGAACCUUUUGAAGAAACAGAGGAGAAAUGGUUGUCUUCACUGGAUAAUUCACACUGGCUUGAGUAUGUGAGACUUUUCCUGAAGCAUUCCGCAGAGCUUGUAUACAUGUUGGACUGUAAGCAUGUCUCGGUAGUUUUACAUGAGGAAGAAGGGCGCGACCUGAGCUGCUGUGUGGCUUCGCUCGUUCAAGUGAUGCUGGAUCCCUAUUUCCGGACCAUUGCUGGUUUCCAGAGCCUGAUUCAGAAGGAGUGGGUCAUGGCAGGAUACCCCUUUCUAGAUAGGUGUAACCACCUGAAGAAAUCUGACAAAGAGUCUCCCUUAUUUUUGAUGUUCCUGGACUGUGUCUGGCAACUGCUUGAGCAAUACCCAUCGGCCUUUGAAUUUUCUGAAGCCUACUUGACGAUAUUGUACGACAGCACGCGGAUCUCGCUGUUUGGUACCUUCCUCUUCAACUCUCCACACCAGAGAGUGAAGCAAAGCACGGAAUUUGCCAUAAGCAAAAACAUCCAGCUGGGUGAUGAGAAAGGCCUCAGGUUUCCUUCUGUUUGGGAUUGGUCUCUUCAACACACUGUGAGGGAUCGUAUGCUAUUCCACAACCCCUUGUACAUUGGGAAGAGUGCGCCAUGUGUGAACAAUGGGGCUGUGAAAUACUUUAAGCGAUCAAAGAAGAACUACAGUUCAACACUCAGGGGCUUCCCGCCAUCCCUGAAGAACGGUGUUAUCAGCAAGCAAGACUUUCUUCCAAGAAGAAAUUCCCUAAUACUAAAACUGAAACCAGACUUUCUUCACAAUAUGGAUACCACCACCAAUGGCAUGGAGCAAUAUUUCAGAGAGUGGUUUUCUAAGCCACUCGACCUGCAUGCUGUAAUCCUACCCCAUCUCUCUGGAACACAAAUCAAACUCUGGAAACUCUGCUACUUCCGCUGGAUCCCUGAGGCCCAGAUCAACAGUGGUGGCUUCAUUACUGCCUUCCAUAAAAUCUCUUUAUUAGCAGAUGAAGUAGAUCUUCUGAACCGGUGUCUGAGGCAACACAGCGGUACCCCACCUUUGCUCACUAACACUUCUGAACUCGAUCAAAGCCGAAUGUACUUUAGAGCAAAUGGGCUCAAUGAUUCUUCCACAAUCCCAGAUUUCCUUUCUUCCUCUUUCCCAUUUUCUCCUGUAGGGAAUCUCUGCCGACGGAGUAUUUUGGGAACACCACUGAGCAAAUUCUUAAGUGGUGCCAAAAUCUGGUUGUCCACAGAGACACUUGCCAAUGAAGACUGAUGUCUUUAGAGACAUAGAAGGGAGACAAGGAAAGAGACUGACACAUCAUUUUUUUGCAGCACACUGCUAACCACAGCACCGGAAACUGUAAUAGCUUUAUAUACUAAGGUUACUUAUGUUUUGCACAAAGUAUUUAAAAGCAGCUGUGUCAUGCUUUCAGAUUGCACAAUUUUUAUUUUUAUUUUGGUUUUGUUUCAUUUUUCUUCAGCAGUCCAGUAACUAAGGCACAUACCAUUUGACGUUAGUCCCCCCACAAACGCACCACAAUUUAAGGUCCGAUAUGGUGAAUAAUUGUCUCAAAGCUACUAUUCCCUGCUGCUGAUUUGAAGCACAUCUCUUGUCUGCUUGGAUGAAUUAACAGAUGAAGAGAGAAAUUAGAGUCAAAAAAGUUGCUGCAUCAAAUUUGAUCACUACAAUUGGUAGAAACAUAAGAGCCAUAAAUUUUAUCAGUCACGUUUCAAAUUCAUGGCGUGAUUCAGCUGAUGGUAGGGACUUUUAAAUCCUGUUUAUUUCAAUGGUACUUUAUAAAAGCACCUUUCCCGUUGAAAUAAUUUAAAGUGUUCAUCUUGUACAGGUUGGCUAUGGGAAUGGUGGAAAGAUCUAGUUUGGUCCAUGAGCAUUUUCCCUCCCCUUUUCAUUUAGUAUCUGAAACUGCCUUUUAGUUUACAAAAUCUGCCUAUAGGACAAUGUGUGUUGUCAACAGUUGGGUGCUGACCUCACUAUCCCAGUCCCUCAACUGGGGUUUGAGAUCCAAGAGGAAGCAGCAAGAGGAUGCUCUUGCUUUAACUUAUGGUUAAGGCGUACACUGGCACCCAUGUUAGCUUGGCCUGAAGGAUUCCCCCUUCACCUAGGAUCAGCAGCUGUGGUUUCAAAGUAGGUGUCAGUUCCAUCUGCUAGUUUGAAAGGAGUCCUUAGUAGCACUAACCAUAGUUAAAGUGGAGAGAAUUAGCUGCCAAUCUCAUUACCAUAGAUUGGUGUCAUUACAGCUGCACAAACCCCAAAAUAAUGUUAGUCGAUUAUAGCCUUAAAAGUGCCUUUUUCUUGCUUUUAAAGCAAGAUUUCUCUCCAUCAUGGAAUUCAGUUACUCUAAUGUGGUAAGCUAAUAGGCUACACAUUAGUAGUAUCCAUUUCCAGAAUCUCAUUCAUACCACAAUUUAUGGACGUUUCCAAAAGCUUCUCAUCCUUCGACUUUGUGAUCCAGAAUAGAAAUCUUAAUGAGAAUACCUCUGAAGUAUAUAUUUAACUCAAUGAGUGCAGAGUAUUAGGUGGAAGAUCUUAGGCCAAAAUUAAGAUUGCUGUAAAAUGUACAUAAAAUGUCUGUACAUGUAUUUAAAUUUAAAUUUUUAAGUCAAGUUUGGUGCUCAGUGGAUGCUGAUUUUUUUUUAAUGGCCAAAACAAAAUGGCAUGUGGGGUAGUGUUGUAUGAAAGAACUAGAAAACCUUGAUAUGACAAGAGGUUUUUGGGCUUUAUUCCCAUGCUAGUAACAUCCCGGUUUACUUACUGAGUACCAUACUGUUGCUUCAUGUCAUACAUGUCAUGAAGGUGGACUAAGAUUCACAUUCAGAAGUGGUCAGCUAGUUUAUGCAGUGUCUUCAGUGCAUAGUCUUUUGUGGCAUGUGCCAACAUCCAGAAAGUGACUUGCUUUUGUGCAAAAUCAGCUCUACAGUAGAGCAUCAUGGCCCCUUUCCCCAGCUACCCCUUCCAAAGUCUCUUAGCUUUUUCACAUUCUUCCCCUGAUCCAAAGCAUGCAUGUAAAAGCCAAGUGAAAAACUGCCCUUCUGCUGCUCAAUUGUCUGGCAGGGUUUAGGGUUUGUUUAAAGCCAGGCUGCCCAGCCCAUUCAUUGAGCACCUAUAGUCUCCAACUGCAUUGGGUGUCUGUAAAAUACUGUAAACACACACACACACCCCUUAGCUUCCACUAAGUGAAAGUCAGGUAGACUAGUUUCACUGGAAAACAGGCAAUGGCUGAUCAGUAUUGGCUACCGGUCCAAGGUGCUUCUCUUCACAGGUUUAGUGUCUUGUUAGAAUGGACAAAGCUUUGUUCCCCUAGUGUUAAAUUUCAGCACAUGUCCAGUUUGUAUCCCAGUUCUCUUUGUCAUAGACUUUAUUAAGGUGACUUUAUAUUGAUUUUUACUUAAUGCCUAAUAGUCUUAAUUACAUUUCAGAUGUACCAAAUUUUGCUAAUUAACUGAAAGUUGGAUGAAUAUACUUUGCAAGAAUUACUGAGUAAGGUGUUUUAACUUUUGAGACAUGUGUCUCUUCCUUAAGUCCCUUCCUUACAGAAGUUUUUUUAAGUGCAUUUUUGUAGCCUGUGCCCUUUUUAUCCUUUUGAUGUUACUGAACUUUGCCUUUAAGAAUUGCUGCUUAUAAACUGUCCAUACCCAAUGGAUUAGAACAAAUGUCUUUAAGGCUAGAGAGUAGGCUAAGCAAGGUUUAUAUGGUUAAUUCCAGGCCAACUGUGCCUGGAUGGCUGCCCAGGUUCAUACUACUGUAAAUGAAAGAGACUGGGAAGCAUGUUUAGCAGGAGAGCCUGAACUUUGGAGAACCAGGUCUGUGAUAUCUUUAAUUGAGCAAAAUGCUGUGAGUUCUACAAUCAGAAAUCAAGGAAGUAGUGGAGUGGGGCCAGCGAGCAGUGCUUUCUGAUCUAGCCUUACACGGUCUUGUAAUCACAUAGUUAUGGUGGAGUUGUUGCCCCUCCCACUCCUGCCCCUGUCAUAUGACGACAUAUAGAACAGUCUGUGUGGUUUGACUGAAGUGGGCUGGGAGUGGCUACCCACGUUUCUUGAUGCAGUGGUACCACAGGGCAGGGUGCCUUCUGGGUAGUGAGCAGACAUUUAAACCUUCACAAAGCCCCAAGAGGUAAAUUGCAGCUUCUACCCUGAAUGCCUUUACAGCAAGUCCUUGAUUGAGGAAAUCCAGGCUCCAUUGCUUAUCUAAAGGGCUAUGAACUGCCUUACUGCCAGCCUUCAGCCAGCCCCCUCUGCUAUAUGCAAUGCCUUCACUCAGUUCAAAAGGGGGCUUGUAGGAGGAGGUGGGCACAAUCCCAAGGGAUUGUACUUUCUAAAACCAGGUACCUUUUUAGGAAUUUUUUGUAAGUGUAGAAAAGAAUAGAUGCUUAUUUUUGUAUUUCUUUCUCCCUAGCAACAAGCAAAAUGCAUUGCUAAGGCAGCUGCAAUUAUUAAAGGAUAUUUUUUGUUUAAAAAGCAGGGGGGUUGGUGUAUGGAGUUCUAAAUGGAUUAUGAUCCACGUAGAAAUCAAUGCCUUUUAGUUACUGUAGAGUGGAAGUUGACUGUUACGUAACUUAUCAUGGAAGUGCAAUUAUAUUUAACCCCUUGUGCAGGUCAUGAUCCAAAGAGACACCACUGAAAAGUGUGCGUUUCACAUUGGCAGAAGGAAUCCUGUUUCUAGAGUGGUUGCUUUUGUAGAUUCUCUUUCAGUUUAGCUGUUAGAUAUCCAAAGAAAAGGUAUACAUUAAAACCAAACCUGUUGUAAAAUGUUUUUUAAUUAAAGGCUGAUUAAAGUUGUUAAUCAUAAAAUUGACUGCAGAGGGCGAAAGAGCCCCUCCCCCCUUUUGAAAUGGAAUCUAAAGCCUUGAUGCCAAACACAAGGCCUGACUUGUGUAAAGCAGAGCUAACAGGUACACAUACAAGGAAAACCCCAACCUGUCAAUGUUGUGAAUAUGAAGUAAAUCAGACUUAAUUAAAAACAACAAACCUUUCAGUGUAUUCUUUGUUGGUGUGGAACUUGUGACUUUUUAAGUAUUGUGUGCAUUUAUUUACUUAGUACAGUUACCAUCCAUAUGUACCUGACUAAUGGGACAUAUCUAUGUGAGAACAAGAUUCAAAUAUGUUCAAUGCAUUCAAAGAACAUUUAAGAGGAUACUCUUGUGGCCUUUUUGCAACAAAUUUAUGAAGUGUCACUUCAGCUUAAACAUUCCCUACAUCCACCAGGAUAAAGUCCAGUAGUGUUUUUCCGGGGGGGGGGGGGUAUUGGCAGCCAAGCCUCCGUAAAUUGGCAGUAGCUCUCAGCUCUGCCCCUGUCACUUGCUUGUCUUUGCAAGAACAGGAAAAAGACUAAGCGCCAGCAGAGGGAAGGAACAAACUUUCUUACAAAGUCUUGAAAAGUAGGGGGGGGGACCUUGAGGACUGUUUUCAGUCACAUGCUUGAGUAUGGAGGGAAAGCUUCUGAAGUAGGGAUUUACCUGUUUCCGGUUUCUGCACUUCAGAAUUCCCUUGCUGUAGUCUAGAACUUAACCCUAGUUCACCAAUUCUGCAGAUGACCAAACUGGGAGGGGUAGCUAGUGCCAAAGAAGACAGAAUCAGAAUUCAAAAUUACCACAGCCUUACUUGAGUUAGAUUGGAGAACAGAGACCAUACUAACAAAAUUAAUUUCAAUUGGGACAAAUGUCAGCUUUUAGGCAGGAAUAAUCAGCUGCAAAAAUAUAAGAUGAGAGACACCUGGCUUGCCAGUAGUACAUGUGAAAAGAAUCUAGGGGUCUUGGUGGACCACAAGGUAAACAUGAGCUUACAGUGUGAUGCAGCAAAAAAAGCUAAUACUAUUCAAGGCUGCAUCAACAGAAUUCUGGUGUCCAAAUCAGGGCACUCUCUUCUGCUUUGGUCAGACCACACCUGCAGUCCUGUGUUCAAUUCUGGGCACCGCAAUUUAAGGAGGAUAUUGACAAGCUGGAACGUGUGCAGAGGAGGGAGACAAAGAUGAUCAAGGGUCUGGAAACUAAGCCUUAUGAGAAACGCUUGAAGGAGCUGGAUACGUUUAACCUAGAAAAGAGGAGACAGGAGAUAAGAUAGCCAUCUUCAAGUAUCUAAAGAGCUGCCACAUGGAAGAGGGAGCAAGCUUUAAGUCAGUGUUUCUCAAACUUUUUUGGGCCACGGCACACUUGUUCCGUGGAAAAAAAUCACGAGGCACACCACCAUUAAAAAAAGUUUAAAAAUUUAACUCUGUGCUGCCCUAUAUUGACUAUAAUUAUGACUGUAAGAAACACUUGCCAAUUGCUGUGUUGGUUGCAAUCUCCUGUAAUAAGGCUUCACAAGCCGUUCGGCGGGUCAGUGCUGUGUAUUGGCGGCCGCCAGGCUCGUUUGCACUGAGCUUUGGGAAAGAGGAGGAGAAAUAUUGCUUUCCGGCGGGUCAGUGGUGUUUAUUGGCGGCCGCCAGGCACGUGACAAUGCAAAUCGCCCUUCUCGUCGCCGCACGUCGUGGCACACCAGCCAGCGUCUCGCGGCACACUAGUGUGCCGCGGAACAGCGGUUGAGAAACGCUGCUUUAAGUUACAAGACAAGGAGCCUCGGACUAAACAUUAGGAAGAACACUCUGGUGGUAAUACGAGCUGUUUGACAGUGGAACGGACCCCCUCCAGAGGUUGUGGGCUCUCCUGCCGUGGAGGUUUUUAAGCAGAGGUUGGAUGGCUAUCUGGGAUGCUUUACCUGAGAUUCCUGCAUUGCAGGGGGGUUGACUAGAUGACCCUUGGAACCCUUCCAACUCUACAAUUCUAUGAUUCUAGUUUAAAAUACCCAAAAGCUACAUGUGUUAAAACACUGCAAUGACAAAAACCUCUUAAAAGCCUCUCUGCUAAAUAAGAGGACAUUUUUUUGCUUUUUAAAUAAGGCUUGCAUUAGUUUAACAGUUUUUGUUUAAGAUGGGCUGUCAGAGGUUGUUGUUGCGACUACUCUACAGUAACGACGUUCCACAUUCUUGUCUUUAGACAGUUUUAUUUAGUGCAGUCUAUUUACAGUGAAAUGAGUGUGUAGAACAUGUCUGCUCAGUCUG
Messenger RNA from Zootoca vivipara (common lizard), 8218 nucleotides. It is a transcript of the gene MTMR10, whose product is annotated as myotubularin related protein 10. Lineage: Eukaryota; Metazoa; Chordata; Lepidosauria; Squamata; Lacertidae. The record is from RefSeq and is a predicted model, not a curated record. Gene Ontology annotation, biological process: phosphatidylinositol dephosphorylation. Gene Ontology annotation, cellular component: cytoplasm; membrane.